This is a messenger RNA of Rana temporaria (common frog), 3252 nucleotides long. It is a transcript of the gene FRMD6, whose product is annotated as FERM domain containing 6. Lineage: Eukaryota; Metazoa; Chordata; Amphibia; Anura; Ranidae. Gene Ontology annotation, biological process: positive regulation of hippo signaling. The transcript is spliced from 15 exons. Bases 546 to 2369 code for a protein of 607 amino acids. Gene Ontology annotation, cellular component: cytoplasmic side of apical plasma membrane; cytoskeleton. The record is from RefSeq and is a predicted model, not a curated record.
ACUCUCAGUUCUCUUGUAUUCAGUGUGUAGGAGGUGGUGGAAGAUCCGGCAUGCUCCAUGGUGGAAGAUUCUGCAUGCUCCAUGGUGGAAGAUCCAGCAUGCUCCAUGGUGGACGGUACCUCUGGACAGCCUGUAUUAUAGAACGUACCCAUCCUAUAGGAACAUAGGGGGCCGCUGACACAGUGGGAUUGGACUUGUCUGCUGAACAGGUGCUCUUCACUCCUCUGUUACACAUCACUCCAGAGGAAGGCGAAGCUCUCAUCGGGUUAUUCUCAUACUGACAGCUGGGACCCAACCGUGGAAUUAAGUUUGUGAACCCCUCAAGGAAUAUUAUCUUGUCACAGAGCCACUCCAGGAAAAGUGAAGGAUUUGAGGCGUUCAUGGAUAUGCAGCCUGUACGGGUUCUAGCCUGCGUUAAAUGACGGUUGAGGAACCUUCCUCCGAUUCAUGGAUGAUCAUGAAGCCUUGUAAGCAGUGGCAGAUCUCAGGCAAGUCCAUGGAGCUUGGCGCAGCGGACUGACUUCCACACAAAGGCCAGAACAAAGAUGAGCAAGCUCCCCUUCCAGAACAGAGCCAUGCAGGACCGGCGGAGUGUUUGUGUCUUCCUUCCAAACGAUGACACUUUGAGUAUCAUCAUCAGUGUUAAAGCACUUUGUCAAGAGUUAUUAGACCAAAUAUGUGACCUCCUCCGGCUGAAAGAUUGCCAUCUCUUUGGACUCAGCGUUAUUCAAAACAACGAGCAUGUGUACAUGGAACACUCGCAGAAGAUGUACAAGUACUGCCCCAAGGAAUGGAAGAAGGAGGCCAGCAGGGGAAUUGACCAGUUUGGUCCUCCAAUGAUUGUCCAUUUUCGAGUGCAAUAUUAUGUUGAAAAUGGGAGACUGAUAAGCGAUAGGACGGCACGGUACUAUUACUAUUGGCACCUGCGGAAACAAACCCUUCUCUCCCAGAGCACCGCGAGGGAAGAGGCCUACUUCCUACUGGCCUCCUAUGCCCUCCAGGCUGACCUGGGCAACUUCAAGAAGAACAAACACCAUGGAAAAUACUUUGACCCAGAAGCCUAUUUUCCUCCUUGGAUAAUUAAGAAGCGAGGGAAAGAUUACAUCCUCAAGCACAUUCCUAAUAUUCACCGCGACCAAUUUGCACUGUCGGUGUCGGAAGCACAACUGAUGUAUAUAAAAGAAGCCGCAAGACUCGACGACCUCUGCGUCCAUUACUACAGGUUAUACAAGGAUAAAAGGGAGGUAGAAGCUUCAUUGCUCCUUGGACUAACCCUGCGAGGGAUCCAGGUCUUCCAGAGUUCAGGAGAUGAAAAGCAGCUGCUAUACGACUUCCCCUGGACCAAUGUAGGGAAGCUGGUGUUUGUGGGCAAAAAGUUUGAGAUCUUACCAGACGGCUUACCCUCAGCCAGAAAACUGACGUACUAUACCGGUUGCUCCAUGCGCUCACGGCAUCUCCUUCAGCUAUUGAGUAACAGUCACCAACUCUACAUGAAACUCCAACCAGUACUGCGGCAAGUUCGACUGCUGGAAGAAAACGAAGAGAAGAAGUUGUACAGAGAGUCGUAUAUCAGCGACACUUUGGAUCAGGACAUGGAGCACCUGGAGAACCGAUCCAUGAGCAGCGGAGGGAGCACAAAGCUCAGUUGCCUCUGCAGGCGCUCCACGACCAGUCACAGCAGCUCUCUCACCUCAGGGAUAGAGGCGGACACAAAAACCAGGGACAUUGGAGCAGAUGAUAGUUUCUCCAGGUCAUCACUUCACCACAAACUGAAAACUUGCAGCUCUAUGACCAGCCACAGCAGCUCUCGCACGUCUGGGGCUGAGAGUGCAGACAAGGACAGGCUGGAUGAUGACUCCCAGGAUGACGAGAUUGAGAUGCUGGUAGAUGAUCCAAAGGACAUUGACUUGGCCUUGGACGUCGGCCCUGAACUCUGUGUAUACAUAACGGAAGACAUGCUGAGGUCACAACACAGCAACGAAUAUUCCGGUUUAAUUGUUAAAGAAGUUAAUUCAUCAACUUCCAGCUCUUCAGAAACAGUAGUUAAGCUACGUGGUCAGAGCACAGACUCCUUGCCGCAGACGGUGUGCCGAAAACCAAAGACCUCCACUGAUCGCCACAGCUUGAGUCUGGAUGAUAUCCGCUUGUACCAGAAAGACUUCUUACAGAUCGCCAGCCUGUACCAAGAUACUGCCCACAGCUAUACUUUUGGUUGUGGUCACAGCGCAGGUGACACAGGACUUUACUGCAAUGGCUGUCUUGCUCAACAGUGCGUCAACAUUCAUGAGCCCCUUGUGGCCAAGAAAGUCAGCAAGUACUUUUCUUUGGACCUUACCCAUGAUGAUGAUGUCCCGGAGUUUGUGGUCUAAAUUCCGAAGUUGACAUAUAUGGAUACAUUUUACCGGCUUUCAUGCCUGGUAAUGCCAAAACGAGCAGACAAACUGCUUAUUGCAGAAAGACUUCCUACAGAUUGCCAAUCUGUACCGGGUGAUGGCCCAGGUCUUUACAUUUGGAUGCAGGACAUUAUCUAAAGAGUUGACUUGGCCAAAAGCAUGACAACAUCCACAAGGCAAUGGUGGUCAAAUGCAGUGAGUCCCUUUGGUUGAAUCAUACCUACAACGAUACCCCAAAGUUUGUGGUGUACGCUCAGUAAGAUGGAUAUGGAUGGCUUUUAUACGUGGAAAACGUAGGAAUUCUACAGAUUGCCGGCCUGCAUCUACAAAUGGCCAAGAUCCUUACAGCUAGUGGUGGUCAUGAUGCAAGUGAUGGGGAAUUUAUCAUGACAACUGUCUUGGCCUUACAGUUUAUCGGCAUCCUUGAGGCCAGGAAAGCCAGCGUAGUCUUGUUUCCUCUUAUUCAUGGCUGUGCCCUGCAGAUUGUGUUGUAAUCUUUAACUAUUCCUCUAUAUAGACAUAUUUCACAGGCCUGGAUGCCUGUGUAAGCCAAAGUAAGUGGAAUUAAUUUGGCUUUUUUCUUGAGCUCUUUGUGGCAAGGGAAAAUAAGAAGAACUCUUCAGACUGUACCCAAUCCAGUGUCCCAGAGUUAACAGCUUAAAGCUUAACUCCAGAUGAACGGCUCAAUCAGAUAAAAUACACACAGUAUAUGGGAGUUGUAUUACCUCUCAAAUGAUUUGUAUUUGGUGUCUAUCAAGUUCUAUCAUUUUACAUUCUGUCUAGCAGGGCAGGAGACCUGAUUUAUUUUUCUUUUCUGCAGUUAAGUAAUGCAGAUAAAAUAUAAUUUAUUGAAAACAGA